AUGGCCAAAGAAGAAAAAACCAAUGAAAAACAACAAAAAACAAAUAAUAGUGACAAUACAUCUUUCACCUCUCCACCCAAAGAUAAAGAUGAACCAUCACUCAAUUUAAGUUCUCAAUUCGAAGUUAGCAUUUCUAUGCUUAAUACUGACUUUAUCUUUGAUGACUCUUCACCAAUACCAAAUAAAUUAUUAGAGCUGAUUUCACCUGAACCAAUUGUUUUUAGCAUCAGAGAAUUGGAUUCUCCAACUAAAGAUAACAUACUAAAUGAACUACUUUAUCAACCAGAACAAUCAAUUUAUGUUCCUCCUCCUCCCCUCCACCCCCUCCACCACAAUUAA
Messenger RNA from Dictyostelium discoideum AX4, 339 nucleotides. RefSeq lists its product as hypothetical. The record is from RefSeq and is a predicted model, not a curated record. Lineage: Eukaryota; Evosea; Eumycetozoa; Dictyosteliales; Dictyosteliaceae. The transcript has a single exon. The coding region runs from base 1 to 339 and encodes 112 amino acids.